UUUGGGGCCCUUGCUGUGUCUCCCUGUCCCCUGCUCUCUGCCUUCCUCUCCUUCACCCUGGUUUGCAGGCGAAGCUGGUGUCUGCUUCUGUGCUCAGGAGUUGACUGCACUUGGCCAUUUCCUGGAAGAGCCCCAGCCUGAGGGCAAGCGGCCGAUGGGGAGCUGUUACUGCUGAUGCCAGUCACCUGGGAGGUGCCCAGGAGGUCACCCUCUGCCCAAGUCUGCCCAACCGAAGAUGGCUCGUGCCCACCCUGGGAUGGAGCCCAGUGCCUGAGGUCCUUACCAUGGUGAUGAUCCUGAGUAAAAGCCUCGACAACCAGGGAGCUGACUCCAUAGCAUGCAGGACCUUCAACCCUGAGCUGCACACGCCAAAGAAGAUGAGUCAAGGACCGACACUUUUCUCUUGUGGAAUUAUGGAAAAUGACAGAUGGAGAGACCUGGACAGGAAAUGCCCUCUUCAGAUCGAGCAGCCGAGCGCCAGCAUCUGGGAGUGCCUGCCCGAGAAGUGUCAGGACGGCGCUCUCUGGCACCGGGAGGCAGCGACUGCCUGCGCGGUGACCAACCUGAUCAAAGACCUCAGCCUCAGCGACCACAACGGGAACCCCUCAGCACCCCCCAGCAAACGCCAGUGCCGGUCACUGUCCUUCUCCGAUGAAAUGUCCAGCUGCCGGACAUCGUGGAGGCCCUUGGGCUCCAAAGUCUGGACUCCGGUGGAGAAGAGACGCUGUUAUAGCGGGGGCAGCGUCCAGCGCUAUUCCAACGGCUUCAGCACCAUGCAGAGAAGCUCUAGUUUCAGCCUCCCCUCCCGGGCCAAUGCGCUGUCCUCGCCCUAUGACCAGGCAGGGUUCCACCACCGCUUUGGAGGUCAGCCCUGCCAAGGGGCGCCGGGCUCGGCCACCUGUGGACAGGCGGGCGACAUCUGGAGCCCUGACCCGACCCCCGUGGGAGGUGGCCGGCUCGACAUGCAGCGGUCCUUCUCCUGCUCGCACGAGCAGUUUUCCUUUGCGGAGUACUGUCCACCCUCAGCCAACAGCACACCUGCCUCAACACCAGAGCUGGCCAGGCGCUCCAGCGGGCUGUCCCGAAGCCGCUCCCAGCCGUGUGUCCUUAACGACAAGAAGGUCGGCAUUAAGCGGCGGCGCCCAGAAGAGGUGCAGGAGCAGAGGCCUUCCCUAGACCUUGCUAAGAUGGCACAGAACUGUCAGACCUUCAGCAGCCUCAGCUGCCUGAGUGCGGGGAUGGACGACUGCGGCCCGCACAGCCCCUUCGCCCUCCACGUCAGCAGCACCAGGUCCUGGACUGCCUUGCUCUCGGCCUCGGCCUCCAGCCUGGGGGGCAGGACCCCCGCCGGGACCCCGGUCCCUGAGCCUCUGCCCCCGGCCUUGGACGACCAGCUCGCCUGCAAGGAGGAGCAGUGCUGCGAGGAGUCAGGUGGCUGUGCCCCGGGUGAGGGCUGUGGCAGGGGCUGGGGGCCGGCCACGGCCUGGCGGGACCGCGGGGUGGCCGGGAACAGCCCCUGCUCCCUGGACGGCGAGUUGGACAUCGAACAGAUAGAGAACAACUGAGGGGCAGCGGGCACCGGGCGGGCACUUGAAGCGGGGAGCCCCACCCGGGGAGCUCCCCAGGGGCGUCGGGUCCCGGGGAGCGUGCGCUCUGGCUCCGGAGAGGCUGUCCCGCCCGUGGGCCUGGCCCCGCCGCGCGGCCGACCGCCCCGGCUCCUCCCAGCACGGCGGCCGCGUCCACCGGGCCACCGGAGCCCGAGAGCAGCUUCUUGGUCUGGGCCCCUUCCCUCCCCACCCCCGUUCCUCGCCGGCCACCCCACCGGGCGCCUCGCGCAUCUCCCGCAGGGCUGGACGCUCUGCACGUGCGACUCCCAGGGAGGCUGGUUGCGGGGCUUGUGCUCAGGGCCAUACGGUGGCGUCAGGCCCUUCCCGGCCUCCUGCUCAGGUUCAUUUUGGGGGGGGUCGGCCCCACAGCUUCUUUUCACUCCGUUUUAUUCCGUGCCUUCUCCCCCAGGUAUCCCUGCUCCCGACUUGGGAAGGUUCGGGAGAUGCUUCCCUCUGUAGUAACACCGGAACCGUUUGGCCUUAAUUCCAAGGGUGGGAGACGGAGGCCCCUGGGGUGCCGGGAGGGGGCUCUCCACGCCGGAACCCUGGGGGCCUGGGGGACGGCUCGGGCUGCUCGUCCGAGGCGUCUGCGUCGGGUGGACAUGGGUGGCUAUGUUGGCCGAGAAGAUAGACCUCCUUGCCUCUCCCGCGGCGCGGAGAGCCUGACCCCGUGGCUCUGUGCCACUCCGGGGGCCGCUUGGGCAGGCUGGCACGCGGCAACCAUUCUCUGUGGCGAAAUGGCCACUGCGUGAUUAGCUUAGCUGAUUCAGGUGAGUGCAGAGAGGUCACCAGUAACGGGAAACCUCUCGAAAACGUCCUCAGGAGGCAGGAGCCGGGAGCAGGUGCACACACCAGGCCCUGUGCACGUUUUGGGGGUGGAGGAUGCCUGUUGGCUGCUCGGGGGGGGGGGGGGGGCGGGCCCGGGGGGGGGGCCCGGCAAGGCCCUCUGCAGAAUUCUAAGCACACUGUCGCUGUCUGGUGGGACUGCUGCCGGCUUCGGUCAGGCACACCAGCCACCUCCGGGGCGAGCGCCCCUGCUGGCCAGCGGGGGGAGCAGUGCGCGGAGCGUCCCCUGCCCUCCACCCUGCCGCAGGCCCAGAGCGCUGUCCCCAGCUCCCUGCACCCCUGUGGACUCCCCGCUCACGGGGAACCCCGACCCCCUGAGGUUUUGCUCUCGGGCAGCCUGGCCGUCAGACGCCCCACGUGGGCCCUGCUCUCUCGGAGUCUGGCUCGUAGCCAACCUGGCAUCUUCCACAGCCAAUGGCAAGUGGCUCCUUUCCCCGUAGGGCUAAAGACAACUGGCGCGUUUCUCUUGGGUUUGCGGACGUGUGACAAAGGCACGUCCGUAGUCUCUUGUGGACAGCGAGCGCCUCGCUUCCACGGCGUGAGUGCACACGGUUCUCGCGAAAGGCCUUCUUCGGGCGGCUUGACUCACUCCUUCGCUAGAUCAGAAGCUUGGCGCUCAGGUUCUGGUUUCUAGGUGGCGUUUCUUAAAAACCGGCCCUAAGGUGCUCGUAGAGAAAACCCCCCCUCAGUGGCCCUCCGAGGUUGUGUUGAAAGGCCUCAGGGUGGACGGCAUGGUGGUUGUGCGGGCGCCGGGCAGGCCCCGGGGCCAGAGCCGGCUACGCUUCGGUGGCCCCCACCAAAGCCCCGUCCCCCGGGGACCCUGGAGAGCCAGAGCCGGGAGCCGGUGGCUCUGGGUGCACACGCCGUCUCCCCUGAUGCCCACCCAGUGGGUCCCGGAGGCCACGUCUUAGAGCAAACCCGGAGGAGCCUGGCAGCCUGUGAAUUUAGAGAGCACACGCGGGUGUCUUGUGUCCUCGGAAAGCCUGGGGGGGGGGGUGGGACUGGCACCCCGCCCCCACCGAGUGGCCGCGGGGGGAGCCGUCCUUCCUGUGGAAGGAGAGGCAGGGCCCGACCGCUGGUCUACACCACGGUGAGGGACCGAGAGCUGAACCGGGUAGGCCUGAGCGGUGACCCCCAGCCGCCUUUCCUCAGGCUCAGGCGGGGAGCACAUGGCAGUGGGGGUGUCACAGGGCCGUGGGGUGGGUGACCUGCCUUCAGAGCCUGCCGGCCCCCUCCUCCCUUCUCGGGCCUGGUGGCGAGAACGGAGCUGUGAGCUUGCAAAACGGCCCCAUCCUUCCUGCCUCCUCCCAGGCUGGUCCCGUCGACCCAUAGAUCCAGUCCCAGGGUGCUUUUGGGCAGAAGGUACCGCAGCCCAAGGCAAGAUCUGGCCCUCCGGCCUCCACCGGCCCCUCUCUGCUGUCCUACUCCCACCGAAGCUCCUAGCCCAAGCCUCCAACAGCGGCGGUGCAGUUGGGGUGGGGGGGGAGACAAUGGCCACUGUCCCCUCUGCCCAGAGAAAGAAAGGCCCGUCAGUUAUUUCGUGUUGGGAGAGAGCUGGCCCCCUGCAGGAGGCGCCGCCCCACUGUGCAGGGAGUCAAGCGUAUGCCCACCCUGCCGACCCCAGGACUUCGGUCUUGAGGCGCUUGGAGGGAGGCUCGCCCGGGAGGCUCCCUCUGCGUGUGGCCGUCCCCAUGGGGCAGCGGGUGUGCUGACAGGCUCCCCGCUGUUGUCCAGGCCCUGCCCCUCCUGGUGGGUGCCCGCGACCUCCUGCCCCUGCAGGGAGAUGGGGGAAGUUCAGAGCCAGGAGGGUGGGCUGUGCCUGUCCGCCUGCCCGCUCGGGGGUCCGAAAGGACAAAAGCAGGGUGGUGGCUCCGGGAGGGCUGGGAGGAGAGGAGAGGCAUCCCCACCUGUUCCAGAAGGAGCAUUUUCUACAGCCGCCCGACCGACAGGAGCUGCCGGCUGCUCGCAGGCCCGGGCCGGGGUUAGGGCCGAAGCCUCACCGUUUACAUGACCGCAGACCCUCUUGCCUUACUCGCGGCAGAGGCCGGGGCCUGGCCCCGGGCCCGCGGGCAAACACAACAUCCAGGCCACAGGGGUGCUUGUUCUGAUCAUACGUAGAUCUUCAUUCUCAGAAAGCCUUACUUCUCAUCAAAAUUUUUGUAGCAGGAAAGUUUUGUGAAUUUGUACGCUGGAAGAAAAUUUAAAUAAAGGAAAAGUCCGCAUUAAAAAGAAAACGAACCCAAAUGCUCAAAUGGGUCUCCUAGUGCAGGGGCGGUGUGCGAUUUCCCUGCUCUGGCUGAUGCUGCCCGGGCAGGGGUGGGGGGUGGGGGGUGUUCAGGUGGGGGGGGGCGCUGCGUGUCUGAGUGAGCUUCCGUGGGAUUUAAAUCACAGCCCCGGAGGCUCUGCCACGGUGUGGGCCGCGCCUCCAUGUCUGCCCAGGAGGCUCAAGUCACGUGCACGCUGUGGCCUCGGGGCUGUCCCCUGACCGAUGACUGCUUCGGGCCUGGGCGUGAGCAGUGCCCCAGGCACGGGGCUCGGCCAGGGCCGAGGCUGGGGCGGUCCAGGGUGCUGUGCUCCCCGUACGGGCCAUGACACCGCACCUUGCCACAUCCACAUAGUUGGUCAAACCCCUCCCAUUGGCUCCAGCCCGAGAAAACACUGCCUAAUUGUUAAAGAGAAAAGAAGAGAAAAAGACGGUAAUAAUAAAAGAGAAAAAGAACCCAGACCACAGCAGAGAUCUCGUAGCCUAGGUAGGAUAGUCUGAUCUUCUAGCAUAGUCUCUUUGGCAAAUAAAUUGUGUGUUCAGCGCGUGGGGGGGGAUGUCCCGGGGGCUCGGUGACGGCUCGCGGGCCGACUCGGGGGCCGUAGCGUGCUUCCCCGAACCGACCGUCGUCGGGGCCGCAGAGCUUCAGGAAGUGUGGCGGCCGGAGCGGGUGGCACCGGGCCGGGCCCUGCCCGGGACAGAGCCGUCUGUGUGCCGCCCUCCGCCCCGGCCGCCCGUCCUCCCACGCAGGCCGCGACCGUCUUGCACUAGCACCGCUCUAGUCUCUCAGGAAUCUGCUUGUUAUUCUUACUGUGUAAAUAAAGCUUCCUGGUUCAGUCCCCAGCC
Messenger RNA from Herpailurus yagouaroundi (jaguarundi), 5562 nucleotides. It is a transcript of the gene FAM53B, whose product is annotated as family with sequence similarity 53 member B. Gene Ontology annotation, biological process: positive regulation of canonical Wnt signaling pathway; protein import into nucleus. Gene Ontology annotation, cellular component: nucleus. The record is from RefSeq and is a predicted model, not a curated record. The transcript has 5 exons. NCBI's taxonomy places the organism in Eukaryota, Metazoa, Chordata, Mammalia, Carnivora, Felidae. The coding region runs from base 285 to 1565 and encodes 426 amino acids.